Episyrphus balteatus (marmalade hoverfly) is the source of this 641-nucleotide messenger RNA. Its product is annotated as NPC intracellular cholesterol transporter 2-like. Gene Ontology annotation, biological process: intracellular cholesterol transport. Gene Ontology annotation, molecular function: sterol binding. NCBI's taxonomy places the organism in Eukaryota, Metazoa, Arthropoda, Insecta, Diptera, Syrphidae. Bases 87 to 557 code for a protein of 156 amino acids. The transcript is spliced from 3 exons. The record is from RefSeq and is a predicted model, not a curated record.
CUUUAUAAACAUUGUUUCAGUUUUGAAAACUUUCACUUAACGUUUUGCUUUCGACAGUAAAGUGUGUUAUUUCGUAUCUUAUAAAAAUGCUGCGUUCUGUGAUUUUAUUCUUGGCUAUUUUUGCUGUUGCAGUUUCUGCAACGAAUGUCAAAAAAUGCAAAAAAGGACCACUCCCAAUAUCGACUAUCAUUGAAGGAUGUGAAACUUUACCAUGUGAUGUGAUUAAAGGAACCACUGCAAUAAUGAACGCACAAUUUGUUGGAACUCACGAUAAUAUUAGAUCAAUGACAACUAAAGUCAGAGCCACAGUACUUGGAUUGACAGUUCCUUAUGCAUUGCCCGAUGAUGUAGCUGAUGUUUGUGCAAACUUAUUAGAUGGAGCAACAUGUCCUAUCGAUGAAGGCGAAGAUGCUAUUUAUAGCUUCAAGUUCCCCAUUGACAAUUCUUAUCCUGAGAUUUCAGUUAAAGUAGAAGUUUCAUUGGUUGAUGACGACACAAAUGAACCGGUGGCAUGUUUUGUUGCCGAUAUUAAAGUUAAGAAAGGAUCUUCUCUUUAAAUACUUGUCGGACAAUAUUAAUUAUGAACAAAAAAAAGCUUAUCUGUGAAUAAAAUUUAAAUGUUUAUAUUAUAAGGCAAUUAA